CUGCACUCGCUGGUGAUGGGCGGCGUACCCAUGAACCUGAGAGGCGAGGUGUGGCAGAUAUUCGUGGGCACGAAGGCGAGGAGGCGAGCAGGGCUGUAUGAUGCUCUGCUGGAGGAGGCCCACCGGGAGGACGACCUGUGCCCCAACAGCACCGUCGCUGACAUCUACGCUCGCAUCCGCGCCAAGGACGUGCACAACUCAUGGGCUGUUCAAAUUGAGAAGGACCUUCCUCGCACCUUCCCCGGGCACCCAGCGCUGGACUCAAUUGGGCGAGAUUCGCUGCGUCGCCUGCUGACGGCGUAUGCACGGAAAAACAAGGACGUGGGGUACUGCCAGGGCAUGAACUUCCUCGGUGGGCUGCUGCUGCUACUCAUGCCAGAGGAAAACGCCUUCUGGACGCUGACAGGAAUCGUGGAUGACUACCUCAAGGGAUACUACUCCCACAACAUGAUCGAAGCUCAGGUGGACCAGCUGGUGUUUGAAGACCUCGUGAGACAGAACUUCCCACGACUUGCAACGCACUUUGAGAACGUGGCAGUGCAGCUGUCAUGGAUCACUGGCUCCUGGUUCCUCUCCCUCUUCAUCAACGUGUUUCCCUGGGAAAGCGGCAAACACUAUGCAUGCACCCAGCACAGCAACAGACACACACACCACCACUCUUCUCCCCUCCUCACCCUCGCAGUGCUGCGCGUGUGGGACGUGAUGCUGUUUGAAGGCAGUCGCUGCAUGCUCUUCCGGGCGUGCCUCGCGCUUCUCGAGCAGCACUCCUUCCUGCUGAUGGAAAUCACUGAGACGGGCGAGCUCAUGUCGACCCUUCUAAACACGGCAGCGUCGGCCUUCGAUGCCAGUCAGCUGGUGCUGAACGCGUGUGUGGGGUACAUGGCUGUGGACGAUUCAUUAUUGGAGGCACUAAGGCAGAAGCAUCGGCCGGCCAUCAUGCGGCGGCUAGAAGAGAGGCAAGUCGCCCUGCAGCGCUACCAGAGCGGCAAGUCAGAGCGCCUCAAGGCGGAGGCUGCUGCCAUCUUCCAACGCAUGUCCCUCCACCCCACUGCUGACGGCCGCCCCGUCACCACCAACUCCCUUGAUGACUCCAUUCUCCCCUCCCCUUCUGCUGGUGCCGCCUCUGCUGGUUCGGCUAAGCAAAUGGAGGAGGAACGGACGCAGCCCCGGGGCGUGCCGAAGCUGUCGCUGCCGAACCGAGUGGCUCGGGCCGUGGCUGUGUUGUUGGAAGCAGCAGGGGAGGAUGGUGGCAGAGAGGUGCGGGAUGGGAGGGUGAAUAUGAAUGGUGGCCUGGAUAUGCCUUUAGAAGGAUCCUCCUGGCCUGAUGUGAGAUGGCCGGUAACCACCAGCGUCUCCUCAGUCUCUUCAGCUAGCAUUCUAGCAGCCGGUGGUGGAUCAGCAGGCAUGCUAGCAGGAGCAGCUGGUUCCGUCUCUUUCUCCUCAGUCUCCUCCGCCUCUCUCCCCCCGUGGCCUGACCACCGCCGCUCGUCUUCCUCUCACGACCUCGCUGCUCUCAACCGCAGCCCCGCCUCUCCUUCCAUCCCUCUCCUUGCUAACGGUGCUACCACCAAUGCCUCUGCUGAUGCUGGUGGUGGUGCUACUGGCGGUGAUGGUGGUGCUGGUGACGAGGAUUGCUCCAGAGAGGGAGCAGGUGCAGAGGAGGAGGAGGAGGAGGAGGAGGAGGAGGAGGAGGAGGAGGAGGAGGAGGAGGAGGAGGAGGAGGAGGAGGAGGAGGAGGAGGAGGAGGAGGAGGAGGAGGAGGAGGAGGAGGAGGAGGAGGAGGAGGAGGAGGAGGAGGAGGAGGAGGAGGAGGAGGAGGAGGAGGAGGAGGAGGAGGAGGAGGAGGAGGAGGAGGAGGAGGAGGAGGAGGAGGAGGAGGAGGAGGAGGAGGAGGAGGAGGAGGAGGAGGAGGACUGCUGUUGA
Messenger RNA from Closterium sp. Naga37s-1, 1923 nucleotides. The record is from the annotation of a GenBank genome assembly. NCBI's taxonomy places the organism in Eukaryota, Viridiplantae, Streptophyta, Zygnematophyceae, Desmidiales, Closteriaceae.